UUAUUUCUCAAAAAUAUGGUUAAAUGUCUGAACCGAUCCUUCACUACAAGGCCGCUGCGCCUUCGCUCAGCUGCUAUGGUGUAGCGGCUGUGUAAAUUGAUAUGUAAAUUUAACGUUAGCUUGCUGGUUAAAAGAAACAGAUUAUGUCGUGGUCGACAUGAAUGGAUAACUAUUUUAUUCCAGUUACGUUAACUUAGCGACACUUUAAUUGUGAAAAAUAGUUCAGCUAUAUCAACUGCAGUACCGCGCAUAGAAUUUGUUUACAUUUUUCGAUGCAUAACGUUAACAUUAGGCUUUGGAGUUAGCUUGCUGGCUGGCUAGCUAGUUAACUGUUAUAGGAGCCGACACUGGAUAAAUCGUACUUUUUCCGUGAAGAUAUUCCUCUGUAUUGACUCUGAUCGUGUCUAACGAAGGGAAUACUUUUAAGUCCAGGUUUUAAAACCACGGUUCAGUUAUCCCCAGUGUGUAAGCGUCCUUUCCCGGCUAACGUUGUAGCUACCCAGUUAUUUGAGGCUUCCCUAGGGAGUUCAAGUCCAGUCGGCUCUUUAUCCUCAGAGGACCAUGACUUCGACCCAACAGCAGAAAUGUUAGUUCAUGAGUAUGAUGACGAGAGGACUCUGGAGGAGGAAGAGUCUCUGGAUGGAGGGAGGAAUUUUAGCUCUGAGAUUGCAGAUCUGGAAAGGGAAGGAAACAUGCCUUUGGAGGAACUGUUGGCCAUCUAUCGCUAUGAGGCUUCAGCAGGCUCCAGUAUAGACAGCUCCUCUGGAGACCUGACUGAUGAGCUGCCUGACAUGACUCUGGACAAGGAGGAAAUAGCUAAAGACCUGCUGUCUGGAGACUACGAGGAGGAGACCCAGUCCUCAGCUGAUGAUCUUACCCCUUCAGUCACCUCCCACGAGGCCACUGAUUUCUUCCCAAGAACACUUCGAUCCAAUGCUAUCUCUGAUGGUGAUAAAGAGUCGGAGUGUGAUGAAGAUGGCCUAAGCCUAGAAGACUCCAGAAAGGAAAUAAUGGUGGGGUUAGAGUACCAAGCAGAGGUUCCUUCUUGUCUCUGUCACUACAAAGAUGGGGAGAAAGUGUAUGAAGAAGAAGAUGAGUUAUUAUGGAGCCCAGGUACAUUGCCAGAAAACAAAGUUAGAAGUUUCCUGUCUGAAGUGUUGUCACGAACGACAGGUGAAAAGACAGGAUGUGACAAAUCAGGGAUGCAUGUUCGAGACGAUGAGCAGGCUUUGUAUGAGCUUGCCAAGUGCAACUAUAACACCCAUGAAGCACUAGAGAGAUACUGCAGCCGUGUAAAGUCCUCAAAAGAAAAAUCACCUCCGUGGUCAGAAGAGGAAUGCAAGAACUUUGAACACGCACUACAGAUGUAUGACAAGAAUUUUCACCUCAUACAGAAACACAAAGUGACAACAAGAACAGUAGCAGAAUGUGUGGCAUUUUAUUACAUGUGGAAAAAGUCGGAGCGCUUUGACUUGUUUGUGCAGCAGAAUCGGUUUGGGAAGAAAAAAUACAGCAGCUAUCCUGGUGUAACUGACCUGAUGGACAGGCUGGUGGAUGAAGCAGAAGGCCUGGCAGUGGACAGUUCAUCCUCUGUGUGUUCGGGAGCAGGUGGAGGAGGAAGGCUGGAGACUACCACAGACCAGCAGCUCAGCCUGCUCAACUCUAUCACAGCCAGUGACCUCUCAGCUUUGAGUAACAGUGUAGCUACAGUGUGCAGCCCUGCAGAGGUUAACUGCCUGGACUCCUACAGCUUUCCGCCAUUGGAAAGUCUCCAUCGUGGGUCCUUGACCCAUGACGAAUCCCUUGGGUUCCCUUCUAACGGUGCAGACUCCGACUGCCUCAAUAUGCUUGACGCCGGCUUCUACCACUCUGACCUGGGCCAGCUAGGAGGGGUGUGCGUCACCAAGGACUGCGAGCGGCCCUCCAAAAGACUCAAGAUGGCGCUGCCUGACUCGUUCAUCAGUGACGUUUCAGUGGGUAACCUUGGAGUGGACUUUGAAGCACGACGGACAACAACGCACCACCACCGACUUACCGGCACCAAAAUGGCAGUAUCCGUCACAGACUUUGGGAGCUUGGCUGGCAGCGGUGAGCCCAAUGGCUUUCUGGGAGCACAUGCACGGCACCACACACAGCACACUGCAGCACUUCAGUCAGAAAAGUCAUGAGACCCAGACGGCAGGACACAGCUGAAACCAGGCAUGCUAGCUGUGUCUUUGGCAACCACUGAAAAUGGCUUUACCUGAAGACGUAUUGAUAUUAUUCAGUGUUGCAAUUUUGCAUUCGAAACUUGCAGCCAUGUGUAAAAGAUGUUCAUCUUUCUUUCCUCAAAACCUUUUUUUGAUGUCUACAUUUGUCCUAAUGGUAAAGGGAUGGCUGCUGUGGAGAGCUAGUUUCUUUUAAUGCAAUGUGCAUAAUGCAGUAGGUCCUCCAAGCUCUUCUAGCUUUAGCAGUGCAGUGAUAUUUAUUUCACCUGUGGUUUGUACAAAGACAGAAAAAUUGUCAGAAUGUAGAGGCCAUUAAGUAGUAGUAGGUUUUUCACCUCCCUGUGAACUCUCCAAAAUGUGAUAUUUUAUUGAUAUCUCUUGUAUGAGACUUGUGUGUGUGUGUGUGUGCACGAAAGCACUAAAAUUUAUUUUAUAUUUUGUAUUGUGUUUUGAAGUUUAAAAGGGAAAAAAUUACAGCAGUUGUGGUUUUGAAAAAGAAAGCAGUCUUUUGAAAACAAAGAUACCUUUGUGAAUAAAAACCUACAAAACUUAAUGUAUAUCCAGAAUUAUAGACAAUCAAAACUUCACUAUGAAAAAUGUUCAAAAAGCUAUCUUUAUUGUUUAUAAAAUUGUACAUAAACAUUGAGUUGUUUUUCUUUUGUUAAACAUUAUUUUGUAUGUUCUGUUGUACUUUAAUACCUUGUGUACAGAUCCAGGAAUAAAGCUCUGGAAAAGGUUCGAAGAUGGUCACAAGCAAUUCAUUUAUCAUCGCUCAGAAGAUGUGAAGAGACGUUACUGCUUCUG
Messenger RNA from Monopterus albus (swamp eel), 3011 nucleotides. RefSeq names its product mesoderm induction early response 1, family member 3 b (gene mier3b). The record is from RefSeq and is a predicted model, not a curated record. The transcript has 14 exons. Gene Ontology annotation, cellular component: nucleoplasm. Gene Ontology annotation, biological process: negative regulation of transcription by RNA polymerase II. The coding region runs from base 585 to 2168 and encodes 527 amino acids. Gene Ontology annotation, molecular function: histone deacetylase binding; transcription corepressor activity. NCBI's taxonomy places the organism in Eukaryota, Metazoa, Chordata, Actinopteri, Synbranchiformes, Synbranchidae.